This is a messenger RNA of Pocillopora meandrina, 1760 nucleotides long. Lineage: Eukaryota; Metazoa; Cnidaria; Anthozoa; Scleractinia; Pocilloporidae. The record is from the annotation of a GenBank genome assembly.
AUUUUUUUUAUCAUAUUUACGUCCAGGUGUCCCAAAACUGUAGAAAACUUCUCAACCCACAGCGAGAAUGGUUACUACAACACGCACAUUUUCCACCGUGUUAUUCAUCAGUUUAUGAUACAAACUGGUGAUCCAGAAGGUAAGAAACGAGUUAACCCUUUAACUCCCGUGAGUGACUAGGACAGAAUUUCUCCUUACAAUAUUAAUAAAAUAUCAACCAGAUGAGUGAUGAGAAUAAAGAAAAAAUAUCACUUUGGGAAUAAUAAGUUGAUCCAAUACUAAAUUCUCUGAACCAACAGUAUGAGAAUUGUAUGGUUGACAGUAAGGAGUAUCACAAAUUUCAUCUGGGAGUUAAAGGGUUAGUCUCCAUUUCCUCUCAAGCAACAAAAACUUGACCGAGACUUUUAUCGAGGAAAUUUGCAAGGGGUACAAUUUCCCUGAAUGUCAAUACAGUUCCUUGAGUAGUGUCCUUUUCAAGUUACUUGAGCCAAUUUUAUCUCGGUUUCCCCGCAGCCAUGUGAUUCUUUUUGCCUCCUUGUUUCCCGUUUCUGCUCAAAGAUCUCAGUGGUGAUUCUCCUUACUCACCAAAUUAUAUUUCUCAGCUUUAGUUCUGAGAUUUUUGUCUUGAAUCAUGAAGUAUCCCAUGGUUGAUAUUUUUCUUUAUUCUCAUGACUUUUCUACUUAAUAGUGUACGGAAACUGCAAGGAGAAAUCAUUUAUUGGUCAGUUUUGUGAGUUAUAGGUUUAAAACUGGCAUGUUAGCCUUUGGACAGUGGAACUUCAUUGAGGAAAAAAAAGACACCUUUUCCAUCCAAAUCACGAUUUAACUUUUUUCGAGAAAUCUGCAAGACUACAACUAUAUGAUUUUAUUUUUCUGUAAAUCAGGUGAUGGCACUGGAGGGGAAUCUAUCUGGGGUGGUGAGUUUGAAGACGAGUUUCAUAGAAACUUGCGACACGAUCGACCAUUUACAGUAAGCAUGGCUAAUGCAGGACCGAACACAAACGGCUCGCAGUUCUUCAUCACUGUUGUACCAACGGUAAGUACACCAGUGAGAAAACGGAGUUUGAAAUCGUUCUUCAGACAAUGGUGCGUUCAAAGAAAAGGGGACGACAGAUUUUUCACUUAAAACGUUUGCAAUUUAUUUCACCCAUUCAGUUAAGGUUUUCUUUAACUUUGAAUUUCAAGGGACAGUAGCCUGCCACGGAGGGGGUAGAGUUUGACACGAGAACAACCAUUACAAUUUCAAAAAAAAAUUUAGAAAGCUGAUACUGUGAAGAUGAUAUAUGGGUACGCGUUGUAAGAGCUUCUGUGAGGCGGGGAAGCGCGUAACCUUGAAAUUUCCUAACCUAUCGUAUAUGGGCCUAUACCCAGUGUAGCUCUUUUGACCUUUUGAUUGGUCGAGAACACUCGCCUCAUCUUUUACCCAACCAAUCAGAUGCUAAACAAAAAUCAAGUCCGACGUGGUAUCCCUCGUUUUCCCGCGCUUUAGGCCGUUCGCCUGUUCUGAUUGGCUGUUGUGACAACCUCGGUUUUAACACCUUUCUUUUCAAGUACUUUGCACCACUGACUGACAAGAAGUUAAUUCGUUUCUUCGUUUCUUCUUGUCACAACAGCCCUGGCUUGACAACAAGCACACUGUGUUCGGCCGCGUCGUUAAAGGAAUGGACGUGGUGCAAGAGAUUAGUAAGGUGAAAACAAAUCCUAAGGACGAUAAACCGUACGACGACAUCAAGAUUAUCAACGUUUCUUUGAAAGGCUAA